AGCCCGGGAGGUGCUGAAGGGACAGUUCCCGCCGCCUUACUUGCCCCGCAGCGGGUGGGUGGGGCGGCCCUAGAGCCAGCUGGGCACGUGAGCGAUGGAGACCAUCUGGAUCUACCAGUUCCGCCUCAUCGUGAUCGGGGACUCCACAGUGGGCAAGUCGUGCCUCUUGCACCGCUUCACUCAGGGCCGCUUUCCCGGCCUGCGCUCCCCAGCCUGCGACCCCACCGUCGGCGUGGACUUCUUCUCCCGCCUGCUGGAGAUCGAACCGGGCAAGAGGAUCAAGCUGCAGCUCUGGGACACGGCGGGACAGGAGCGGUUCAGAUCAAUAACUCGAUCUUAUUACCGCAACUCGGUUGGUGGAUUUUUAGUAUUUGACAUUACUAACCGACGAUCUUUUGAACAUGUGAAAGAUUGGCUAGAAGAAGCAAAAAUGCAUGUACAGCCAUUUCAGAUUGUAUUUCUGCUAGUGGGACAUAAAUGUGAUUUAGCUUCACAACGUCAAGUUACAAGGGAAGAAGCUGAAAGACUGUCAGCAGACUGUGGUAUGAAGUAUAUAGAAACCUCAGCAAAAGAUGCUACAAAUGUUGAGGAAUCCUUCACUAUCUUGACAAGAGACAUAUAUGAGCUUAUUAAAAGGGGAGAAAUUUGUAUUCAGGAUGGCUGGGAAGGGGUUAAAAGUGGUUUUGUUCCAAAUACUGUGCAUUCUUCUGAGGAAGCAGUAAAACCCAGGAAAGAGUGCUUCUGCUGACUUCAUACAUGCCAAAGAACUAAGAACAGAUUGGGUGUCAUUUCAGGAUAAAUACCAACAUUAACAACAGAAUGAUGUAAUGAAAGCAUUUUAAAAAGUUAUAAACCCAUGCUAACACUAUUUUGUAAGGUAUUUGAUUCAGAGCAUUUCUGGAAACUGGAGUAUCUACAUAAUUACCUCCAUUCUCACUUUGUUAGCAUAUAACUGACCAUAAUAUCCAAAUAUGUCAAUAUUACUCAUUUUUCUUGACAGUUUGAAAUGGAUGUUUUGUGCAUAUAUAAUCUGAUUGAAAAGAUUUUACCAGGAAUUACAUUCUCUAAUGUUAAUUAAUUAAUAUUAAAUAGUAAAGUGGAUUUAAAAGUGCACUGUUUACUUAUAAAGUAAACAAUCACAGAGUUAUUAACUAGGCCUAAAAUAACAAUUCCUUGUUUAAGGUACCAGGUUUUUAACCAUUCUCUGAAAUAUUUAUUCUCCCUUAAU
This is a messenger RNA of Mesoplodon densirostris (Blainville's beaked whale), 1228 nucleotides long. It is a transcript of the gene RAB39A, whose product is annotated as RAB39A, member RAS oncogene family. The transcript has 2 exons. Gene Ontology annotation, biological process: Rab protein signal transduction. Gene Ontology annotation, cellular component: Golgi membrane. Gene Ontology annotation, molecular function: GTP binding; GTPase activity. Bases 95 to 748 code for a protein of 217 amino acids. NCBI's taxonomy places the organism in Eukaryota, Metazoa, Chordata, Mammalia, Artiodactyla, Ziphiidae. The record is from RefSeq and is a predicted model, not a curated record.